Diachasma alloeum is the source of this 1068-nucleotide messenger RNA. It is a transcript of the gene Coq7, whose product is annotated as 5-demethoxyubiquinone hydroxylase, mitochondrial. Bases 210 to 605 code for a protein of 131 amino acids. Gene Ontology annotation, biological process: regulation of reactive oxygen species metabolic process; determination of adult lifespan; regulation of gene expression. The transcript has a single exon. The record is from RefSeq and is a predicted model, not a curated record. Gene Ontology annotation, cellular component: mitochondrial inner membrane; nucleus. Gene Ontology annotation, molecular function: 3-demethoxyubiquinol 3-hydroxylase activity. Lineage: Eukaryota; Metazoa; Arthropoda; Insecta; Hymenoptera; Braconidae.
UCGAGUGGUUUCUACUUUUGACACCGACAGUAGUUAUGAAAUUCCCUAUCUUCUCAAAGUUGACUGACAACCUUGCUGCAAACGAAAAAUAAAAGCCCCUUUCGUUUUUUUCUCUCCGUUCAUCAAAUCCAAUUAAUUGAGCCAAUUAAACCAAUUAAAUCAAAUUAAACCCUGCAGGACAAACUGCAGCCGGCAAAACAAUCUCGCACAUGUGGGAGCAGGAAAAAAAGCACCGUGAAAAAUUCGAAGAAUUGAUAAAAAAACAUCGAGUGCGUCCAACAGCAAUGCUACCCCUAUGGAAUGCAGCUGGGUUUGUUCUCGGUGCUGGGACAGCUCUUCUCGGUGAGAAAGCAGCAAUGGCAUGCACUGUAGCAGUUGAAACUGUGAUCGUGGAUCACUACAACGAGCAAUUGAGAACACUGAUGGAGAGUGGUGAUGUGAAUCAAGAAUUAAUGGACACUAUACGAAAAUUUAGAGAUGAGGAGCAGGAGCAUCAUGAUGUGGGACUGGAUCAUGGAGCUGAGCAGGCACCUUUUUACGAUGCAUUGACGAAUGUCAUUAAGGUUGGAUGCAAAACAGCCAUUGCCAUAUCCAAAAUCAUUUGAGGGGGGAGAAUGAAUCAUCAGUGGAAUGCUGUGUACUUGUAAGAUUAUCUUGGGUGAAAAAGUGAUGAGUGUUACCUCCUUCGCAGUUGGGACCCUGGAAGCCUGGAGGACAGGAGCAAACUCCUGGGGCUGUACAAUUACCUCCAUUCAUACAGGCUGGAUAACACAGAGCUUUUUUACAAUGUGGAGGCCCCAAAUAACCGUCUGGACAUGGGCCAGAAUUCGGCUCUGAAAAGUUAAAUUGAUAGAUUACAUUAUUUCCAUUUUUUUAAGACUUUACAUACUUUAAAAAAAAUAUUCAUUGGAAUGUAAUACCCAAACCAAUAACUGAAGCAUUGACAAUUCAAAUAAAUAAUUUGUCUGAUCUUAUGAAUAAUCUAGAAUUUGUAGUCAAUUGAAAGAACAUUUAUUUUAUAAAUUUAUAUUCAUUUGUUAAUUAGGUAAUAAAAAAUGUUUCAAGAAA